AAAUAUCAACACCGUCAGCCUCUCCACAAUAGACCGGGUUCUACAGAGAAAUGCAAUCAGCAUGAAACAGGCUUACAGGGUCCCAUUUGAGCGGAACACAGACCGCACAAAGGAGUUGCGACGACAGUUUGUACUGAGGAUCCAAGAGCUUGAUACAGCCAAUGAAAUAUAUGAGUACAUUUACAUGGACGAGGCUGGCUUCAACCUAGUGAAGAGGAGGCGCAGGGCCCGAAAUAUCAUUGGCCAGCGGGCCAUUGUUGAGGUCCCCGGCCAGCGUGGUGGGAACAUCACAAUGUGUGCAGCCAUGAACCACCAUGGCAUCGUACACCGCCACGCCCACCUAGGGGCCUAUAACACUGACCUCCUCCUUGCCUUCCUGGAUGGCCUGCACAACCUUCUGGUACCACCUGACCACGUAUAUGACCAACAGAGGGUACAUUUUGUCGUCAUCUGGGACAAUGUAAGCUUCCACCGGGCUGCUCGAGUGCAGGAAUGGUUCCAGGACCACCAAAAUGUUUCCGUUCUAUACCUUCCACCUUAUUCUCCUUUCCUGAACCCCAUCGAGGAGUUCUUUUCAGCUUGGAGGUGGAAGGUAUACGAACGGAACACACAGACCAGGGUCACACUGCUCCAGGCCAUGGAGGAGGCUUGUGCCGAUGUAAGUCCUGAGUCCUGUCAGGGCUUUAUGCGCCACUCAAGGCGUUUUUUCCAACGCUGCCUGGACAGGGAGGACAUUGCUGUGGAUGUGGAUGAGGCCCUCUGGCCAGAUAGAAACCAGAGGCAUGAUGGAGGGGGGGUUUGAGCAGGCCAGUUCACAGUACAUUUACGUCCAAAAAUGUAUAAAAGAAAAAUAAAUAAAACAUU
Messenger RNA from Cololabis saira (Pacific saury), 864 nucleotides. RefSeq lists its product as uncharacterized. The record is from RefSeq and is a predicted model, not a curated record. The coding region runs from base 62 to 802 and encodes 246 amino acids. Lineage: Eukaryota; Metazoa; Chordata; Actinopteri; Beloniformes; Belonidae. Gene Ontology annotation, molecular function: nucleic acid binding. The transcript is spliced from 3 exons.